This is a messenger RNA of Aspergillus heteromorphus CBS 117.55, 620 nucleotides long. RefSeq lists its product as uncharacterized. The transcript has a single exon. The record is from RefSeq and is a predicted model, not a curated record. Lineage: Eukaryota; Fungi; Ascomycota; Eurotiomycetes; Eurotiales; Aspergillaceae. The coding region runs from base 110 to 451 and encodes 113 amino acids.
UAUACGACCAUAUAAUCUGGUUGGACCGUUUCUCGAUGGACGACGUACCAUGAAAACGAGAUACACGAUUGGCCUCCGCCUAUUAUAGGAUUCACACUAUCGGCACCGCAUGUUUCAUGACUCGCUACAUCUUUACAUUGUUAGGGAGCGCUUCCGUAUGGAUUCUAAUGACACUGCCGGCGUCCGGGAUCACUUCCGGUCGGGAAUCGGGUCGUUCCUCCUGCCAGCCGAACUCGAGGCCUGCCUCGGUCGGCGUGGCGGCGAGUACCGAUGGUGCUCGCCACGAACUACAAUCUCUAUCAUCUCUUAUGUGGUCUUUGACCUCUUCUAUUCAUUCACUCUUUUUCUUUACUCACAUUUGACCAACACAUAUUUUCCUUACUGUUAUGAUGCAUUUUCAGGAUUGUCUAAUUCGGAUACCUUGGGGACUCGGCAAGGUUGGGAGGCGUGAUUGUGCAUGGCUUUCUGUUCAUUUACUACCAUUAUAUUAAUUUCCUAUAAUUCUGUAUCUUCGUGAUCCUUUUUUCUCGGGACCCACGCUUAGAACUGGCGUUGGCCGUCGGGCCAUGUUUGAAACAAUGUUUCGGCCGCAUGUCGUCUGACUGAACUACAUAUUCCUU